This is a messenger RNA of Drosophila erecta, 261 nucleotides long. RefSeq lists its product as uncharacterized. The transcript is spliced from 2 exons. The record is from RefSeq and is a predicted model, not a curated record. The coding region runs from base 18 to 152 and encodes 44 amino acids. Lineage: Eukaryota; Metazoa; Arthropoda; Insecta; Diptera; Drosophilidae.
CGCAGAUCACACCUUAAAUGCCUUUCGUCGAGCGAUUUCAACAAAUACGUAAUUUUGUUAUGAACGUCUGCCUCGUCGAGGCCAUCCAAUUCGUCCAGGACCUCUCGCACGCCAUCUGUCUGGACCUCCAGGGCCUAUUCAAUCUCAAGUAGAGAUCCAGGAGCGAUCUCCCAGCGCUCAUCCCAUCAAUCACCCAGAUACACUUUACUUCAUUAAGUAGCAGCAAUCAUCUAACACAGCUGACCAAACAACGCACCGACU